AUGUCACAAGUUCUGAAGAUCUGUGACAAAGCUUGCAAGUACGUGAACAAGACGUUGUACAACCUCUACGUGACGGACAACGGCACGGACUUGCAAAAUAGCGUGGUGCUCGGAGGCGUCAACGGCUCCGUGCUUGUGCCCAAGAAUCUCUACACUGAGGCCUUCGCCAACUGCAGUGACAGUGUCGUCACAGCGCCAGAGGAGUUCUACGAGAACUACGUACUCGGCGUCAGCACCGGAAUUCAAGAUCUGGGGCGUAUACAAGUGGGGCUCGUGAUCGGCCUUGCCCUAUCAUGGGUCGCCGUCUUCUUGUGCGUCUUCAAGGGAGUCCGGUCCUCCGGAAAGGUGUCGUACUUCACGGCGGUCACCCCGUUCUUCAUCCUCGGCGUGCUGCUGCUGAGGGGCGUCACCCUGGAAGGAGCUGGCAACGGUCUCUCCUACUACUUCUACCCGCAGUGGGAAAAGCUCAAGCUGUUCAAGACGUGGAGAGCCGCGGCCGUGCAGAUCUUCUUUUCCAUCAGUCUCGCCCAGGGCCUGAACAUGUGCCUCGCCAGUUACAACGACUUCAACAACAACAUCGUGCGGGACGUAUACAUCAUUGCGGCGACGGACUCCUGCGUCAGCAUCUUCGGCGGCGUCGUCAUCUUCUCCGUCUUGGGAAACAUGGCGCACCAGCUUGACGUGCCCGUGCCAGACGUUGUACAGUCGGCCUUCGGCCUGGCGUUCGUGGUGUAUCCGCAGGCGCUCAGUCUCCUCGAGUUUCCGCGCUUCUGGUCGGUGACCUUCUUUGGAAUGCUCUUCCUGCUCGCCAUCGACUCGGAGUUCGGCUUCGUGGAGGCCGCCCUGACUCCGCUAAAAGACGAGGUCCAGGUGUUCCGUAUCCACGAGACGGCCGUGGCCACUGUGUGCUGCGUCUUCUUUUUCAUCAUGGGACUGCCUAUCGCGUCGCAGGGAGGGCUGUACAUACUGACGCUCAUGGACGAGUUCGUCUCCAGCCACUUAAUCCCUUGGGUCGGCGUAGCCGAAAUGGUUACCCUCGUGUUUGGAUACGGCAUCUCGCGAAUGAUCGCCGACAUGGAGUUUAUGCUCGGAGGUGCGCCGGGCGUGUUCAUGUACAUCACAUGGAAGUACUGUCUGCCCGUGGCUGUGGCGGUCAUCGCCGUGACAUCGCUCACCAACUUCGAGUCGGUGACGGUGAAACGGCACGGCGUUCCCUACGAGUUCCCGCUGUGGUCCCAGAUUGCCGGCUUCGUGGUGGCCGGCAUCGGUCUGGCCUUGAUACCCAUCGUCGCUCUCAAGGAACUCCGGGUCGCCAAGUGGGACUUUCGGAAGGCGAUCUCCCCUCUCGACAACUGGGGUCCCAAGAGCUUCGAAGACCGCCGCCGCUACCGGCUAUUCAUGGUCGACAAGGGUUUCAUGAAGGCCGAGGAAGCUGAGAGACUGAACGAGAGCGAGAAGGAGCUGCGCGAGCUCGAAAUCAAGGAGAAGGCACUGGAAGAGGCCAAUGGGGCUGCUGAGGCUGCUGAGGCGCAGAAGCCAGCAGACAAGCCAGAGCCAGGCGCAGCCGGCGAGAUUGCCAAGCCGGAGAUCAAGGAAGAACCAAAAGCGGGGCCAAAAGCGGAUGCUAAAGGGGAGGCCAAACCAGCUGCAAAAGCGGAUGCAAAAGCGAUUGCUAAACCAGCUGCAAAAGCGGAUGCAAAAGCGGAUGCUAAACCAGCUGCAAAACCGGCUGCAAAAGCGGAUGCUAAACCGGAGGCAAAGAAAUAA
This is a messenger RNA of Rhipicephalus sanguineus (brown dog tick), 1767 nucleotides long. RefSeq names its product sodium- and chloride-dependent glycine transporter 2-like. NCBI's taxonomy places the organism in Eukaryota, Metazoa, Arthropoda, Arachnida, Ixodida, Ixodidae. The coding region runs from base 1 to 1767 and encodes 588 amino acids. The transcript has 12 exons. Gene Ontology annotation, biological process: sodium ion transmembrane transport. Gene Ontology annotation, cellular component: membrane. The record is from RefSeq and is a predicted model, not a curated record.